AUGCCCAGCAUUGCUAAUAUUACCUCCAGCAUUGUGAAGCCCAGAAUCACCGGGCACUUUGAACUGAAACAGAGCAUGAUCCAGCUACUUUAUUCGAAUGGACAGUUUAUGGGUCUUCCACAUGAGGAUCCACAACAACAUAUCCUGAACUUCUUGGAGAUUAGUGAUACUUAUAUCACUAACCGAGUCACUCCAGACUAUGUGAGGCUCACACUUUUUCCAUUCUCUCUGCUGGGCGAAGCAAAGCGAUGGCUGAAGAAAGCAGGGGAGUCUCUAUACUCGGCUUGGGAGAGGUUCAAGGGGCUAAUCAGAGACUGUCCUCAUCACAAUCAGACAAGAGAAUUAUUAGCUCACACUUUCGUAGAAGGUCUACAUCUUGAAACAAAGAUUGUGGUAGAUGCUGCAGCUGGAGGGGUUCUCGAGUUAGAUGUCGUCUCGGCAUUAUCAGCGCAAAUUUCUACACUAACCAACCAAGUCAAUCAGAUGACCAUGGUUAUUAACAAGCAACAAGCUCGACCAGUGCAACAGGUUCAGGUGUUUUGUGAAGUAUGUGGAGAGGGUAACAUGAGCAAUCUGUGCUCAGCAAAUCCAGAGUCUGUAUAUUUUGUGGGUAAUGCAAAUCGAGGCCAAACAAAUCAACCACCCCAGGCUGAACAACAAGCGAGUCCAACAAGCCACCUUGAGAAAAUGAUGAAGAAAUUGAUGGCUGAUCAGCAAAACCUUACUCAGAAAUUGAUGGCUGAUCAGCAAGCCCAAGCCGUAGCAAUGAGAAAUUUGGAGCACCAAGUAGGACAACUUGCCAGUGCCCUAAAUACUAGACCAGUUAGAGCUCUUCCAAGUGAUAUUGAGCCCAAUCCUAAAGCUCAGUCAAUGCGGUUACCUUGA
Molecule: messenger RNA, 885 nt
Organism: Nicotiana attenuata
Lineage: Eukaryota; Viridiplantae; Streptophyta; Magnoliopsida; Solanales; Solanaceae
Exons: 4
Coding region: 1-885 (294 amino acids)
Source: RefSeq, a predicted model, not a curated record